Molecule: messenger RNA, 3805 nt
Organism: Hyla sarda
Lineage: Eukaryota; Metazoa; Chordata; Amphibia; Anura; Hylidae
Gene: MLLT3
Product: MLLT3 super elongation complex subunit
Exons: 13
Coding region: 177-1844 (555 amino acids)
Biological process (GO): regulation of DNA-templated transcription
Cellular component (GO): super elongation complex
Source: RefSeq, a predicted model, not a curated record
CACCGGGCUGAGUGUGCGGAGACAAGGGGAGAGCUCGGCAGACAGAUAGAGCACUGCUGGCUGCCAUCACCCCGCUGCUGCCCUCCACCUCCUUGUGAUCCUCCCUCCCUGUUGGUGAGGGCAGCACAAAUAAAACUUCAAGGAGGAGGACUAAGAGGCUGCCCCAACCCCUAGGCAUGGCCAGCUCGUGUGCUGUACAAGUAAAGCUAGAACUGGGUCAUCGAGCCCAGGUUAGGAAGAAACCAACACUUGAGGGAUUCACCCACGAUUGGAUGGUAUUUGUCAGAGGACCGGAGCACAGUAACAUUCAGCACUUUGUGGAGAAAGUUGUUUUUCACCUACACGAAAGCUUUCCAAAACCGAAACGAGUGUGUAAAGAUCCUCCAUACAAAGUAGAAGAAUCUGGUUAUGCUGGUUUCAUUUUGCCAAUAGAAGUCUAUUUCAAAAAUAAGGAGGAGCCUAAGAAAGUUCGUUUUGAUUAUGACCUCUUUCUGCACCUUGAAGGACACCCCCCUGUAAAUCAUCUACGCUGUGAAAAGCUUACCUUUAAUAACCCCACUGAGGAAUUCAGGAAAAAAUUGCUUAAGGCCGGAGGGGUACACAGAUAUCCAGAUGGAUCGGUUAACUGGACCGUAAAAAAGAUCAUGGUUAUGUCCGAGGGGUCAUCCUUUUCUUCAGGCACCAGUCUUCAUCUCCCUAGUCUCCCUAGUAAUUCUUUAUCCUUUUCCGAUGUGAAGAAGAGCAAAUCAUCUCAUGGAUCCAAGGACCCAAAUAAACCAGUUAGUGCAAACAGUAACAGCAACCCAAUUAGCUUACCUAAACCACACAAAUCUUCAAAGGAGCACAAGGAGAAAUCAUCAAAAGACUCAAAAGAACAUCGAAGUGCCUUCAAAGAACCAUCCAGGGAACAUACAAAAUCUUCCAAAGAAUCGUCCAAAAAACCCAAAGAAAACAAACCACUGAAGGAUGAAAAAGUUGUCCCUAAAAUGGCCUUUAAGGAACCCAAACCCAUGUCAAAAGAGCCCAGGUGUGAAAACAAUAAUAUUCUUACAGUAUCAAGUGGUCAUCAACAGGAAAAAAAGGUCUCCAGUAAAAGGCCAUCACAUAUGGACUCAGAGGACCCAUUAAACAGAAAAAGGAGAAAAAGCAACUCUGAAUCUUCUCUUAAAACUUUUUCAAAUUCUUCGCUACUUAUUUUGUCCUCCUCGGACAAAAAAUCUUUAAAAGACAAAUCUCAACCUAAAACUGGGAAAGUAAAAGUUGAAAGUGAAGUUUUGGAUAAGAAGAAGGUGUCACUGCCCCCUUUUGAAGACAUUGUAGACCCAAACGAUACAGAUAUGGAGGAUAAUAUGUCAUCCAAAUCAGAGUCCGGACAGCCAAGUCCAGCCAGUUCUACGUCUAGUUCCAGUUCCAGUUUGGUGCCACCUCAUAACCACAGACAAGGUUUCUUCAUGUCUUGUUCAGGUUCUCUGAGGUCCAUAAUGAAGGACUUGCAUUCGGAUGAAAAUGAGGAUGAAUCUGAUGAUGCAGAGGACAAUGAUUCUGAAAAUGAAAGGACUGUUCACAUGCAUGGAGGGAGUCGGGCUCGCAGAAUCAGUCUAAGUGAUGGAAGCAAUAGUGAAAGCAGUUCAGUGUCCUCGCCAUUACGGAAUGACCCUCCAACCUUGUUAAAAACAAACAACAAUCAGAUCCUGGAAGUAAAAAGUCCAAUUAAACAAAGCAAGUCGGAAAAGCAAAUAAAAAAUGGAGACUGUGAUAAGGCAUAUCUAGAUGAGCUAGUUGAGCUUCACAGAAGAUUGAUGACUUUACGAGAAAGACAUGUACUACAACAGAGACACACCUGAGUGGAUGGGAUCCGUGAGCAGUGAUCCACAACGUUCAUUCAAGUGUUCCAAGUAACCUGUAUCCACGUAUUAUAUUUUGCCUGUUUUGUCAUUUUUUGUUGUUGUUGUUAUGUUGUCAGGGCAAUCAAUGACUUCAUAAUUGUGAGCCGCUGACGCCUUUAAAUUGUAUCACUAUUCAGACCAGCACAUGCAGUUGAGAAAGGCUUCAGAGCUGGAACGCGUGCUGCAUCUUUUACAUGCUGUAAUUCAUGCACUUUGAGAAGUAAAAAGCAUCUUCAUUGAAACAAACGAGUGCCGGGAUUUUCUUCUUUACUCAUAGCCCUAACAGACUGUCCUCUUUUGUCAACCUUUAUUACCUUCCUCCGUAGAAGUUACUUCCAGCAGCAGCGUCUUUUUCAUUUCUUUUCCCUUCACAGAACUUCAGAUAAACUCCUUCCCUUUCAGUCAUGUUUCAUGGCAAUGUGACUUACCGGGAGUAACUCCUCUCUUUUGUGAGACAUGACCUAUGUCGUUAUUAUGAUGUCACCAUUAUUGCAGCAAAAGCACCGUUGUACUGCAGUAAAAACACAUACAUGCCGCAAAAGGGCCACUCUACAGAGUUCACUACCAUGCCUCGGUAACCAAGAGUGUUUGGGUGGCACACUGGUUUCGCUAUACUCUUAAUAAAUUUGUUUGGCGGCUUUAAUAAUGGGAGACUAGUUUAGCGGGUAUGUGCCACCUUGCCCCUGAGCUCAUUCUAGGGGAAAAAUCCAUUGUUUUUAAACUUGAUUUUGCUGUUCAUGGUACACAUCCUAGUUGCCUACUAAAGAAAUGGGCAGCUAUACAUGGGAAAUCCAAGGGCCCUAUUCACAACUGUCACAAAAUAUAGCAAGCAGUCUUUGACGCUAAAGAAGGCAGUACAAACUUUUAGGUAACAAAGGUUAAAUUUUGAAUAGGUGUUGGUGAAUAAUUGCAGCACUAACAUAUACCAUGUAAAAGAGGGGCAGCUGUAAAUAGAGGCAUUGUUCCCAUGAUUCCUCUUUUAGGGCCGCCAGUGUGAGCUGCCCUCCCACAAAGGUGCAUUUUUUUGCAUGGUAUCCCACCAAUUUCCCCAGAAACUACCAUCUGUGCUCGUGUUUCUUUAAAACAUACUGAAGUAAAAUGCUAAUGUGUAAAACCUUAAAACUGACUGUAGAGAUUAUAUUUCUUUUGGCAGAUCUUGUCAAUUUCUAUAAAAUCCACAUAUAAUCUAAUGUGUUUAUGGGCUGAUAGACAAUCUGUAAAUGGAAAAAAGGUAUCCUGCAUAUAAAAUGUUAACUUGCUUAAUCUUUUUUUUAUCCUCUGGAUAUAAGUUAAACCAGAGAUUUUUGACUGCUGCAUAUAGUUUCCCUUCUAUUUAAAUAACAUGAGCCUUUUGUGGAGCCAAUAGUCCAUGUUAAUUGACAUUUGUCGGCUGAAUGUUUGAUUGAUGUAAUGUGCAGCUUUAGACAGAGUACAGACUCUCCCGAAUUGUCUUAUUUCUAUCAAGUCUGAGGAGUGAAGAAUAGAUGCUGUAAUGAAAAUUAACUUUUCUGAAUGUCACCUGCCACACAAUAGUAAACUUCUAGAGUAAAGGCCAUAGAGCUUUUGAAGUUGUAAGGAAUUCCUUUUACAUGGUUUACAGAGGAGACAAAAAGCUUACAGAAAGAGAGUGUCACAAUAGGACUUUGGGCCUGACUUGUGCAGCUUCAAAGGAAGAGCAGAUGGACAGCUGACUAUCCAGACUUAAACCCCCUUUAUCGUGUCACUGUCCAGUCAAAACAAGGAAUUGGCCUAAUGAGCUGAUAUCCUGGUCUGGAAACCGGAGGCAAGGAAUGAAAGUAUAAAAUAUCAUUGUAACAAAAGAGAGGGGUUCAUACUGUGGGGUUUAGUCCAAACCCGAUCUGUUCCAGAGAAACACAAGCCUCUACAUUUUGUAAGUGAAUUGCUUGUACGUACAGUAC